UACUCAUCCUAUUUCCGCUAUUCUUGACGGGACUAAUUAUGUCCUAUGGGCACAAGCUAUGUCUGGCUUCCUCAAAGGAAAGAAACUUUGGCGCAUCAUUACUGGGGAUGUGUGCAAACCAGUUCCAGAGACCACAGAUUCCACUGCCACGGACUCCACUGCCAAAUAUAUCGACCGACUGGAAGAUUGGGAUAGUAAAAACUAUCAGAUCAUCACUUGGUUUCGCAAUACUUCUAUUACAUCUAUCAGCCUUCAGUUUGGUCGGUUCCAACUUGACUCUGCUUCCUCUCCUGCCAAAGCCAUCUGGGAUUUUUUACAAGAACGCUAUCAGACUACUGGCCUUGCUCACCAAUAUCAGCUUCUGAGUCAUCUUCACGGUAUGCGCCAAGAAACCACUCAAACCAUUAAUGAUUUUCUCUCCCAAAUGUAUUAUGCUUGGGAUCAGCUUGCUCUUUCUGAACCUCCAUGGGACUGUACUAAGGAUGCUACCAUGUUUACUACUUACCGUGACCAACAGCGCUUGGUUCAGUUUCUCAUGGCUCUCACUCCUCGAUUUGAGCCAGUACGCGCAUCUCUCCUUCAUCGAACUCCUUUACCCACUCUUGAGCAAGCAAUUUCAGAACUAUUGUCCGAGGAAACUAGAUUUGGUACUCUCCAUCCGCACCCUGUGGACUCUGUUCUUGCCACUCCACAGAUUCGGAGCUCUCCCUCCUCACCUUCACCACAGAGGUCCAAUGCCUGCAAUUACUGUCACAACCGCAAUCUUCCAUCGACUCAUCUUCUGGUUAAUUGUCCAGUUCGUCUUUGUCGGUUUUGCAACAAGACUGGCCCUGGUCAUCUCCAGCAAGAUUGCUUCCGCAAUCCCGCCCGUGCCUCUCGCAAUGGUCCUUCCACCAGGAAUUUUUCUCGCAACCACUCUCACCGUUCUGGGACUCCGUUUAAACCAAUACCUGCUCAACGCACUACUGCUGCUGCCUCCGAGGAUUUACCUUCCUCUGUUCCUAUAGACCCUUCCACUCCAGUCUUCUCUCAAACCGAUGUCACAGCCAUGUUUCAACAUUUUUUGCAGAAUUCCGGUACUCCUCCAUCUACUGCUUUAUCUGUCACCGCAGGGCCCUCGGACGGGGCAAACUCUUGGGAUAGGCCGUAAGCAUGGACGUCUCUACGAACUCAUCCAUCUUCAUGUUCCAGAUUUCUCUCAGAUCACAGCUCCUACCACUACUACCACUGCUACCACUGCUCCUCCUUUAUCUCCUUUUCAGCUUUGGCAUUGUCGUUUAGGCCAUCUUUCUGUUGGUCGUUUAAAAUCUCUAAUUUCCAGUGGUCAUUUAGGUCAUGUAAGUUCUGAUGUUUUAGAUUGUGUGUCCUGUCAACUUGCCAAAUAACCUGCUUUGUCGUUUAAUAAAAGUGACUCUGUUUCUCUUGCACCAUUUGAUCUCAUUCAUUCUGAUAUUUGGGGACCUUCUCCUACUCCUACUAUGGAAGGCGCGCGCUAUUUUGUUGUUUUUAUAGAUGAUUUUUCCCGUUUUACCUGGUUGUUUCUUAUGAAAAAUCGCUCUGAGCUCAAACAACUUUAUUACAAUUUUGCUACAAUGGUUAAAACACAAU
Messenger RNA from Camellia sinensis, 1608 nucleotides. NCBI's taxonomy places the organism in Eukaryota, Viridiplantae, Streptophyta, Magnoliopsida, Ericales, Theaceae. The record is from RefSeq and is a predicted model, not a curated record.